UUCAUCGUCAGUCGUAAUAAAGCUUCGUUUCAGUUCACAGCUAUACAUAAGCUAAAUUAAUGACGAACUAUAAUACUUAAUAUUGUUCUUUUGUAUACAUAUAUAUUAUCGGGAUAGUCUGCUUUUUAUUGCAGGUAGUAUAUUUGCCGGAUCGGAACUGGCCGGACUACACUUUCUCAUGGCUGUAAUAUAUAUUAAACGAUGACUGGCUGUAACAAAAUGGUUAUUUUCGGUAUAUUUUACGCAAUUGUAAUAAUUAGUGUAGAAGGUGCGCCCCAGCAAAAAUCGAACGCACAAAAAAACAUAGAAGAAAUAUUUAACACCAAUGUCAACAAUCCGUUACAACAAAACAGAGGAAUUGGAUUAAUCGUUACACCCGAGCCCAUAAAUGCAAUAACACCACAAAACUUUAAUUCUAUUAGUGGAAAGACAGCAGCAUGCAAUUGUGUUCCAUAUUAUAAAUGCGACCCUUCAACCAAUAGUGUGACAGAAGAUGAAUCAUUUGAUGGGUUUGGGGUAAUCGAUAUUCGAUUUAACGCCGAUGAUCCCAUAUGCCCGUCAUCUGUAGAUGUGUGUUGUGCUGAUAACAGAACUCGUGAAGAGGUAUUGAACCCGACGCCGUUGAAUCAAAGGCCGAACCAACCACGAGGCUGCGGUAUUCGGAAUACCGGAGGGCUAGAUUUCACUCUUUCUGGGGCCUCUCAAAAUGAAGCCGGCUUUGGCGAAUUUCCAUGGACAGUAGCUUUAUUACAUAUUGGAAAUUCGAGCUAUUUCUGUGCUGGAUCACUUAUACAUCCCCAAGUAAUUUUGACUGCAGUACACUGCAUUGAACCUCACGGUCCAGAAACUAUGAAGGUUCGUGCGGGGGAGUGGGACUCGCAAACAACAAAAGAACGCCUACCGUAUCAAGAAAGAACAGUGCAAAGCACAAUAAAGCAUCCUAAAUACAAAAGCAGAAACAUUGCUAAUGACUAUGCACUUGUGGUUCUCAGUCAGCCUUUUAAUUUGGAUGAUCACAUUAAUGUUGUAUGUUUACCACAACAAGGAGCUAUUCCUAAUCCAGAAACCACGUGUUACUCUACAGGCUGGGGUAAGGAUGUGUUUGGUUCUCUGGGAAAAUAUAGCGUCAUAAUGAAGCGUGUGCCCUUGCCUGUUGUGGAUUUCGACUCUUGUCAAUCUCGAUUGAGAAGCACUCGACUUGGACCUAAGUUUGCACUAGAUAGGUCGUUUAUGUGUGCGGGAGGUCAACGUGGUGUUGACACUUGCCAGGGCGAUGGUGGAGCCCCACUUGCGUGUCCUAUUGGUCAAGCUUCUGAAAAUAGAUAUCAGCAGAGUGGCAUUGUUGCUUGGGGAAUUGGCUGUAAUGAUGAGGUACCAGCCGCUUAUGCCAGUGUAGCCCUAGCACGCGAUUGGAUUGACCAGCAAAUGUUAGCAGGCGGUUUUGGGACGGCUGUGUACACCGCUUGAUUUCUAGGAAUCUCAAGCUAAUGUUAAAACAGAUGUAUAAAUAAAUAAAGAUUAACAACCAUAAAA
This is a messenger RNA of Drosophila kikkawai, 1533 nucleotides long. The record is from RefSeq and is a predicted model, not a curated record. NCBI's taxonomy places the organism in Eukaryota, Metazoa, Arthropoda, Insecta, Diptera, Drosophilidae.